ACGUCUCCCCCGUGGGGUUCAGUGGAAGUGGACUCCUCGGUUUAUUGUAAAUUUUGUAUUAUAGAGUUCGCCAUUGCGUCAUUUAACAGUCUUUGAUUGUUGCAAGCAUUGUGUUUUGUUUCAUUUUUAUUUUGUUGUUGUAGUUCGUAAAGAUAAAUAUCGAGGUUUGGUGCAAGUCCUCCUACGAGUGUAAUGGUACAUUCCAGCGUCGUUUUAAUGGGGAAGAGGAGUUGAAUCGUUAGCGCCACAUAAACUUGACCUAAAGAGGAAUGAAUUCAACCUGUCUUUUCUACGCCUUUUGGACUCUGGCAGUUUUGUUAACAACAUGUCAGCAUGGGAACGCCGAAGAAUGCAAAAGCGGCAUGUAUCCUCCUCAAGGAUCGACGUUUAAAGGGGUGGUUCCGUGGUACACAGUCAAUCUCGAUGAGAACCCCGUUAAUAGAUGGGAUGCCGUGGUGAAAGAGAGGAAAAAUGAACUGGCAGCUAUGGUACAGGCCAUAAAGGAUCUAGCAAACAAUUUGUUUCCCAGUGGGAAACUUAUGCUCCUGGUGGAUGAUGUCUUGCCACUGAUGUUGGAUACGCUACCCUACCCAUUCAACCAAGAGAUCCUUGGCAUAUCCUUAGCUUCGGGAGUUCCUGUUGGAGAAAUCCUCCUCUUCAACAUCUUCUAUGAGGUCUUUACCGUGUGCACAUCUGUGGUUGCAGAGGACGCAAAUGGUACUUUGUAUCAUGCACGAAAUCUGGACUUUGGUCUUCUUAUGGGAUGGAAUCACAAAAACCAUUCCUGGACACUUACUGACGAGCUGAAGCCUCUCGCCGUGAACUUGGACUUCAAGCGCAACAACGUCACUGUGUUCAAAUCCACCAACUUUGCAGGCUAUGUUGGCAUGUUGACCGGGGUCAAACCUAACAUGUUCACCCUGACCAUGAAUGAACGCUUUAACAUCGACGGGGGAUAUAUAGGAAUCCUGGAGUGGAUCAUGGGCAAGCGAGAUGGGAUGUGGAUGGGUUUCCUCACACGCACUGUUCUAGAGAAUGCCACCAGUUAUGAGGAUGCGAAAAGCCGCCUAAGCCUCACCAAGCUCCUGGCUCCCGCCUACUUCAUCCUUGGGGGAAACCAGACUGGGCAGGGCUGUGUCAUCACCAGAACAAGACUCAUCGCACUCGACGUCUAUGAGAUUAAGCUGAAGCUGGGCAGGUGGUACGUGCUGGAGACCAACUACGACCACUGGGACAAGCCUUUCAUCCUAGAUGACCGCAGGACUCCCGCCAUGAGGUGCAUGAACAAGACCACACAGGCUAAUAUUUCCCCUAAAACAUUAUAUGAUGUCCUGUCAACCAGACCAGUCCUGAACAAGCUGACGACCUACACCACUCUGAUGGAGGUGUCCACUGGCAGCCUGGAGUCCUAUCUCAGAGACUGCCCCGAUCCCUGUAGCCCAUGGUGAUGAGGAGGGAGUACAGCUCAGGGGUGCAUUUCCCUGAAACCAUAGUUGCUAACUACGUUAGCUACUUUCUUGUUUUGCAAUGCAAUUAUCCGUUGACCACCACUCACCAAGUUGCUAACUUGCUUACAACCAUGCUUUCGAGAAAUGCACUCCAGAGUUGCCUGGGGCGUAUAGAUCUAGACGGCACGUCUGGCCUACCCAGCGAAGCUGCUUGCUUUCCCCCUCCGUUUCCUCCACCCAUGAAGGGGAAAACGGUUAGCUUCGCUGGACUGGCCAAAUGUGAUGAGGAAGUACAGCCCAGUUACAGUUGUCUGGGGCCUAUAUUGCCCUACAAAGGCAAAGGGCAGUAACUACAUAUUUUAUCAAAAUUGAGAUUAGACUGAAAAUGUGAAGUAUGAAAAGUCUUCAUAAUGCCUUUUUGGUCCAGAUGCGUCCCGUUUUAGAGAUCUUGCUAUGUCAACUUUGCAGUAACUUCAAUAUCCAACCUAAUACCAAUACUUAAAGGCAUUUUCUCAGUUUAAAUGAUUCACAUAGUUACUGCACUUUGCCUUUUAUAGGGCAGUAUAGAUCCAGUUAGCACAUCUGGCCUGCUCAGCAGAGCUGCUUGUUUUCCCCCUCCGUUUCUGUGCCAACGGACAGUGAUUGGCACUCUAAGACCAGCGGGUGGAGGAAAACGGUUAGCUUCACUGGGCUGGCCAGAUGUACCGACUGAAUCUAUUCUAAGAAGAUGAUCAGCUUGUGUGUGUGUGUGUGGGGGGGGGGGGAUUUCCAAGAAGCUGGUUAGGUGAUAAACUUGGCUUAGUUCACCUACAGGUAGUGGUAAACCUCCUAAUGGGUGGCCCACCGUGCCAUUAAUAAGGCCUCUUUAGGCUCUUCUAUUAGAUGAUUUACCACUUACCGUAACCUGUUGUACUACUUAGUCAGGUUCGUGGAAUACCCUUUGGUUCCAUUUGGAGCGGCCUGGGGCAUAUUUUUAAAAAAAGAUGGUUUAGUGAUUGACUUAGGGGGCGGGGGUAUUCCAAGAAUGGGGUUCAGUGGCAACUAAGCACUGCCCCCUCUGAGCUGUAUCCUUCUCAACGCCCCCCUAGAGUUCUCCAACGCCCCAUGGGGGCUGUACCGCCCCCGUUGAGAAACACUAAGUUAAGAGGUAAAUCAUCUAAAUGAUUUACCUCUCAACUUAACCUGGUACCUGGCCCCAUCUUAUGUUAACAUGGCGGUAUUGGUAAAUCGGCUAAUAAAAGAGCCAGAAGUCCUCACUUUCUUAACCAAAUGACACGUGCAGGUGAUCUAUUAGUAGGUUUGCCACUUGCUGUAAGUUAACUUCGCCAUGGGUAUCUCUUAGCCAUGUUCUUGGAAUACUCCCAGCUUAGUUUACCCAGAUGAGUCGUAAACCACAUGAUAGAACCACAGGUUUCUUGUAUUAACUAAGCUUUACCAACUUGCUCAGAUAAGAGUCUAAACCUGUGCUUUGGAAUAUGCCCCUGCUUUAAAAUGGUCUGGCUAGUGGGAUAACUUGAAGAAAUGCAUUAUGGAUUUGAAAUGGUCAUGUUUUUGCUAUCUGGUCUGAAUGUCGGCGUGCCACAUUGGAGAUGUUGACAUUUGAUCCAAAACGACGUCAUUUCAAAAUUACUAUGGGUCCAAAGUGCAUUGGAUACUGCCGGAGAGCUUCCAAUCCAGGCCCGUUUAAAUCACACAAGGCUGGAUGUAGCUGGAUCCCUGGUCAUCUCAAUAGAUUUUGAAGUGUCAAACCAUCUUGGGCCUAUAUUUAGAAGCCGGUUCAGGAUUAAAUCAAUUUAAGAGGUAAAUCAUCUAAUAGAAGAGCCUGGAGUCCCCAUGAGGAAGACUCCAGGCUCUUUUAUUAGAUACAUUACCGGUACCUCUUAACUUAACCCGUUUUAUUCCUGAACCAGCUUCUUAGUAUAGGCCCCUGCCCAUCUCAAUAGAUUUUGAAGUGACAUUGAGUCCAAUGUUUUGGAAAUAACCUUUACUUGUGUCAUAUGUUUCUGUUCUACCUCUGCAAGUCACCUGGUUACAGUGCUAAACCUUUCAGCUAAUGCUUUCCCCUCAACACGUGUCUUUGCCAAACAUGUAUGUAAAUAAACUUUGAUACGUCUACUGUCUUGGAAAUAAAACAAAUAUUUAUAUGUGA
This is a messenger RNA of Engraulis encrasicolus (European anchovy), 3597 nucleotides long. RefSeq names its product acid ceramidase-like. Gene Ontology annotation, cellular component: lysosome. Gene Ontology annotation, biological process: fatty acid metabolic process. Lineage: Eukaryota; Metazoa; Chordata; Actinopteri; Clupeiformes; Engraulidae. The record is from RefSeq and is a predicted model, not a curated record. The transcript has 13 exons. Gene Ontology annotation, molecular function: fatty acid amide hydrolase activity; N-acylsphingosine amidohydrolase activity. The coding region runs from base 270 to 1448 and encodes 392 amino acids.